ACUGCCUAGAACAGAACCGCAGAGUUCAUAUGCAAAUAUAUUAUUUUCCACACUUGAAAAUCAAAUAACUUUCUCCCUAUAUUUUUAAAAUGGUUGGUUUCACAUCCGUCUCACCGGGCAAACCUUUGCCAAAAAUUAGGGAGGAAACCCUCCCCGACUAUUUGUUUGAAAGGGCAAGCUAUUUUACGCAACUGGGGCGUACGGUGUUUCUGGAGGACGGGCUGACCGGGGAGCAGAGGACGUUCAAGGACUUUGAAUCUCAAACGCUCCAAAUUGCGAGUUGUUUCUACAAGCGGGGCCUUCGCAAGGGUGACAUCGUCGUUUACAUGACGUCUCGCCAGAUACACCAGGUCAUGAUGAUGAUGGGCGUUUGGCGAGCGAAUGGAGUCGUCCGUUCCCUCUACAUUGAUGAGUCCGAAGGUAUUGUACAAUAAUUUCAACAGUCGUGCCACGCAAUCACAUAGGUAAAUAACUAUGAACCCCUACAAGCGAAAUAUUGCAAUAGGGCGAAAUAAGUAAUUCCCCCAAAAAUUAUGUGGUGGUCCAAAAGGAUCCUCCCCCUGGGGUCAUAUGCCGAUCUCAAAUAUCUUGAUGGGUUUUCCUGCUGACUGACCCCGGACAAAGUCUAGGGUAAAAAGUGGUCGAGUCUAAUGCCCACUGGAUAUUUUGUGACGCCGAAAAUGCCCAAAAAUGUCAAACCAUUGCCGACAAGGUUGACUGGACGGUGGAGAUCGUCAUCUGUGGCCAAGGGGUAGAAGGAUUUCAGAAUUUUGACGAGUUUUUCAAAGACGACGGGAAAGACGACGCUCCAACGUUUGAAAUGAAGGGGGACGACAUGGCGUUGAUCCUGCCCACAUCAGGAACCACGGGACCCAGCAAAGGAGCGUGGCACAGUCACCGGGCCAUCGUGACCGAUAUCCGUCACUGGGCCAACUUCCCAUUCAUGGAGCACAAACCAAAUCUUCUCGCUUCGAAGGGGACGCACGUUUCAGGGGCCGUCCUCCCACUCGCCAUUCUGGCGAAGGGUGUCAUGGGCGUCGUGCUGUCCAAAGUCAGCAAGGAGAUCCUCAUUCAAGCCGUGGACAAGUACAAGCCCGGGAUGGUGUUUGCUUUCCCCAGUUUUCUCCUCUCCCUGGGUUCCUCCGACGCGGAGGGUUACGACGUGACCUCGGUGGAAACCAUCCUCACUGGAGGGAGCCCCAUCACGGCAGAAAUCACCAAGGCGUUCUUGGCCAUUGGCAAUGUCAAAACUGUCCUCAUCGCGUUUGGGCUAACAGAGGCACCUUGCGUCGCGACAAAUGCGGACUUGAGAGAAGGUCGCACUCAGGACUCGUAUGUAGACUCUCCUGCAACGACAGUGGGACGGCCUUAUCCCGGAGGAGAACUCCAAAUCCGAGAUCUUGACACGAUGGAAGUGCUGGGACCCAACCAACGGGGUGAAGUCGUGACUCGGGGAGAUUUCCUCUUUCAAGGAUAUUACAAGAAUCCAGAGAGCACCAUGAACGCCUUCAUUGACGGCUGGUUUAAAACGGGGGAUGUAGGAUAUCUUGAUGACAAUGGAUACUUGUUCAUCGUGGACAGAGCCAAGGACAUUUUCAAAUAUUUCCAUAAUCAUAUAUCUCCCACCGAACUUGAGGCUGUCAUCGGCACGCAUCCCGCGGUCAAGGAAGUCUGCGUCUGUCCAAUCCCUGACGAAGGGGGCGAAGUACCGAGAGCGUUUGUAACUCUGAUGAAUCCAAACAAUGACAAACCCUUGGCCCAGUUGGCCACGGAAAUCAAAAAUUUUGCGGACGGAAAGUUGGCCACUUACAAACAGCUCAAGGGAGGCUUGUACAUCGUGGAUGAUUUUCCAAAGGGAAAGACGGGGAAAGUGGUGAGGACGAUGGUGGGACAAAUGCCACUUCCGAGCUACUAGUCCUUUUUUCUCUUCAAAAUUAUAUAGAUAACUACUUGUACCAUUGAUUAGAUUUAAUUAUUGCAAAAAAACUUUAGUUUCAUGCAUAAAUAUUGAUAUGCAUCAGCUUCAUUCGCUGUGAAAAGUAUUUAUUCUUGAUUCUGAUCUCAUCUGCUUUGCUCAUGUGAGACCGAAUUUCAGCCAUUUGGCUUAAAAGGUCAAGGUCGACCCCAAAAUCAAGCCCAAACUCUGACUCGGUUCAAACAAAUAAAUCUAUUGGUUGGAAUAAUUCUGACCAAGUGAGCUGGUGCAAAUGCACGGGUGCAUCUCUCCGCAAUUCGUUUAUUAAUUCGCAACUUUAAUAAAUAAAAAAAACAAUUAUACAAACCUU
Folsomia candida is the source of this 2285-nucleotide messenger RNA. RefSeq names its product 4-coumarate--CoA ligase 1. NCBI's taxonomy places the organism in Eukaryota, Metazoa, Arthropoda, Collembola, Entomobryomorpha, Isotomidae. The transcript is spliced from 10 exons. The record is from RefSeq and is a predicted model, not a curated record. Gene Ontology annotation, molecular function: CoA-ligase activity. Bases 821 to 1915 code for a protein of 364 amino acids.